CAAACGUCGACUGCAGCCAUGGCAGGCUCUAGAUCUAGAGCCCCACCAGCAGUACCAGCAGCAAUCCGAGAACCAACGUCCCCUGCUGUUCAAUUCGCUGCUGAGGGGGUAGCCGCCGCUGCCGCGGCUGCUGCUGCUGCUGCAGCUGCAAGUGCUGCGGGUUCUGGUGGUGCUGCUCAUGCCACCACUGAUGCCAUGGUCAUUGCUGCUGGGUUGGCAGCAGGCUCGGAAUCUUUUGGUUCGGGAGAGGUCCGGUCGCCCCCAGGCCUCGCCCAGCAGCGGCUGUUCAGCCUCGGAGGGUCUUCCAUAUCUCCCCUGCUUGACUCAACCACCUGGCCUCACCUUGGUGCGGCGGAGAACCGACCCUGGAUCCGAGGUUCUGGGCCGCAUGAGUGCAAGGUCUGCCACAUGCGGUUUCCAACCCUGCAUGCUUUGGGCGGGCACCAAAACGGGCACCGGGAAUUACGGCUGCAGCGGCAGAAAGAAAAGGCAGCAAAGGCAGCAGCGGCUGCUGCUGCUGGUUCUGGUCCUGGUGCUGGCGCCCGUGUUACUGCUGGUGGUGGAAGUGGCGGUGCUGCUGGUAAGGGGAGCGGGGAGAGGAGGAGCAGGGCGAGAAAGCAGCAGGGCGAGAGCGCUGUUCCUGUCGCGAGGCAGGGAGACGGCAGAGCCGAAGGGAAACGGGAAGAAUCAGUAACCAAAGCAGGGAAGGAAGGGGAGAAAGCCACAGCGAAGACGGUAGAUGCAGCGCAAGCGCAAGACGAUUCUCAGACGCACGAUGUUUCACCUCAGAUGCAAGAUGUUUCACCUCGGAUGCAAGAUGUUUCACCUCGGAUGCUCUACUCCUCGACAAGGCGUGACACUGACACUCUGCGCAGGCAGGACACGCGGCCAAAGCAAGGCACACCACAGAAGCAGGAGGCUGAGAGGAGGGUGCGAGAGGCACUCAAGUGGAAGGACGAGAAGGUGGAGGGUGCGCAUGCAGGCGUAGCGGCAGGCAGUGGCAGCAGCAGUGGCAGUGGCAGGGACAAGCAUGACAAGCAUGACAAGCAUGACAAGCCCAUGGCUGGUGCCGGUAGCGGUGCUGGUAGUGGUGCUGGUAGCGGUGGCAGUGGUGGCGGCAGUGGUGGUAAGGGAAGGCCCAUGGCUAGCGUGACUGUACAAUGCGACAUUAGUGCUGCAGACGCACCUGCAGCAGGGGCUGGGAUCUCUGCUGGUAACCCUCUCAGUGGGGGAGAAUGCUCUACUGGUAACCCGUUCUUGGUGGGGGGGAGACUGGGCAGAGCUCAAGAAUCAAGGCGAGACCGUGUGGCAUGGUCACAAGUGCCUGUGGUAAGAGGCGGUGCCAUGGGCGCUGCUGCUCUCCCUUUCACCGUGCUUCAACAGCCCGUGACUGUUACGAUGGGAGAGGCAAAGCCCGAGCCCGUGGAUGGAAGCCAUCCGACCGUUACAUGGAGGGGAAGAGAGCUGAAAAGCAAUUCGGACCGUCCAAUGAGCGAGCGUGUAGAGAGUGACGUCGGCGUUCAACAGGGGGGGGUGGAGUUGGGACGUGGACAAGACAUGCCGACCAGGAGCGUACUGGAGAGUAUUUUUGGGCGGCUGACUGCUCCGUCCCCCCCUGGUGGGAGCAUCCACCUGCUGCUGCAACAGCAGCGACAAAGCGAGCAGCAGCGGCAACAACAGCAGCAGCAGCAACAGCAAGAAAAACAGCAGCAGCGGCAGCGGCAGCAGCAGGAGGGAGUUAUGCUGGAAUCACCGACCUCAAGGCCUAAACGAGAAGUACCUGAGGAAUUGACAGGAGGGACAGCAGUUGCCCCUGGGGACGCACGGAGGAGAAGGCUUACAAUGGAGCACGCCUUUGCGGCACCAAGAAAUGCGGAUGACGCGCCUCCCACUGGGCCGUUCAGUCGCAGUCACAGAGCAAUGGAACCGCCUCCGGAGCCCUUGGGAUUGCCGCCAGCCGCACCAGCACCAGCACCAGCACCGACAUCCUUCUCCGAACGCGUUGCAGGGAUCUCUGCUGGUGGACUGAAAAGGGUAGCUGACUGUGCUGUGAGUGGGUCAAAAUCUAUCGCAGACUAUGCAGUGCUGUUGAAAUGGGCGGCAGGAUCCACAGGAAGUGAGGCACCGUGGGCGGCAGGAUCCAUCGGGGAUCUGAGACAGCUGGAAGGCGAUUCUUCAGGGGGAGGAGGGCGGAGAGGGGUGGCAGGCUUUAGUGGAGAGCCACAACGCUUGGCAGGUGACUCUUUCAUGGGAGAGAUCCCGAAGAGGGUGGUAGGUUCCCGUGGAGAGCCGAAACGCCCGGCUGACGAUUCUUCAGAGGGAAGAGGAGGGCUGCAAUGGCUCCGGCCACCGUCUGCCGGCUCGUCGUCCUCUGCUCUCACGUCUGACUUCACCCCCAGCCAGCCCGCCCGUGCUGCUGAGGGCUCUAUGUCAGCCAUGCUUUCCUCACAAGGUGGGGGCAGAAGCAUCGAGCCGUUUGGGGCAGCAGACUCUUUCAGGGGAGAAGAAUCACAGUGGCUGCGUCCGGCGUCUGCCGGCUCGUCGUCCUCUGCUCUCACGUCGGAAUUCACCCCCAGCCAGCCUGCCCGCACUGCCGAGGGCUCUGUUGCAGCCAUGCUUUCCUCUCAGGGUGGAGGGGGGAACUCCGUGCGACAAUGGAGGGCUGAGCCUUCCAGGGGAGAAGAAUCGCAAUGGGAGGGGGCGGAUGGUGCAAGAGGUGAGCGUGGGAGGUUUGAGCAGCAGGGCUGGGUGCGGGGAGAAGGGCAGCAGGGUGGGCAACAGCAACUACAGCAGCAGCUGCAGCAGGUCCAAGAGCAGACAUACCAGCAUCCUCCCUUGCAGCAAAGGCUGAGGCGACACCACCAGCAGGAGCGAUUCCAGCAGUUUCAAGAGUAUCAGCUGCAGCAGCAGUUGCAGCGACAACAGUUAGAACAGCAGAUGCAGCAGCAGCAGAUGGAACAGCAGGUGCAGCAUCAGCGGGAGCAGCAGUUAGAGCAGCAGCAGGUGCAGCAUCAACAGGAGCAGCAAUUGGAGCAGCAGUUGGGGCAGCAGCAGCAGCAGCAGCUGGAGACGUUUCGCCUGGCGAUGCGUGAAAGAACUCCGGCCCCAGCAGAGCCUGCAUAUCCCCCUUUUAAACUGUCGCCAAGAGAGAUGCAGGAGUUCGUGCACCUGGGAGAGCACCACAGUCAGGCGUACCGAGAGAACGAGCAAAUUCAACACAAGCAUAUGCAGCAGCAGCAGCAGCAGCAGCAGGAGCAAGGAAUAAAUCCAGUGGAUGUGCAUCAGCAGCAACUGCAGCAGAUGGGCAGAGAGGGGCAUGCACAGCAGGAGAGAAGGGAGGGUGCAGUUGAAGCUCCAGCCGUGAAGCGUAGCGAUGGCCGGGAUGCAGUAGGUGACGACGAAGCCGGUGCUCAGCUGGAUUUGAAGCUGUCCCUGUGAAAACCUCACUCCACUCCACACCACAGUGUAGAGGCAGGUAUUGCCAGGCCAGGAUGACCUUCCCACCUAAUGUAGCCUAUAAUUAUAUUUGUUUCCCCCCA
Messenger RNA from Closterium sp. NIES-67, 3539 nucleotides. NCBI's taxonomy places the organism in Eukaryota, Viridiplantae, Streptophyta, Zygnematophyceae, Desmidiales, Closteriaceae. The record is from the annotation of a GenBank genome assembly.